GCGUGAGGCGAUGGCGGGCCGGUGUUUGGCGCAGCAGCUGGAGCUGCUGCUGGACCCGCGGCCGCGCGAGGCGGACCCCGAGGCGGACCCGGAGGAAGCCACUGCCGCCCGUGUAAUCGACAGGUUUGAUGAGGGUGAAGAUGAGGAAGGAGUUGCCCUGGGCGUGGGCAGCAUUAGGAAGCGAGCAUCCGUGUCCCUUUUAGACGCUGACAAGCGUUAUUCGGGUAGGGCUACUUCUCGCAAAGCAUGGAAGGAAGACCAGUGGAAGGAGAUUCUGCCAGGAGCAUCAGACAAGGACACAUCAGAUGAGGAAGAGUCAGGUGAUGAAGGCACAGGGAAUCUAGGCCUGGUGGUGUCUGACGAGGAACAGAUUAGUGCUGCCGAAGAGGAGGAGGAGGAUGAAGAGGUUGAUGAUGAAGAUAGCACCUUAGAAGACGAAGAUGGAGAGGAAAGGGAACACUCAUCCCAUGGCUUCAGUGCCCAAAACAUCAGCGAUUUUGAGAAGUUCACUGAGGGAAUGGAUGAUAUUGGGAGUAGUGAGGAAGAGGAGGAAGAAGGCAGCCUGGAAGGUUCUGGUGAAGAAUCUGAUGUUGAAAUUGAGACGAGUGCCACCACAGUCAAGAAAGACAAAGAUGAUGGGGCAGUGAUGACUUUUUCUAGUGCCAAAGUGACAGAGGAAAUGGAGAAAGGAAGAGCUGUGAAGAACCAAAUAGCGUUAUGGGACCUGCUUUUGGAAGGAAGAAUCAAAUUGCAGAAGGCCCUGCUCACCACCAACCAGCUUCCACAGCCAGAUACGUUCCCCAUAUUCAAGGACAAGGGAGGAUCAGAGUUUGCCAGCAUCCUGAAAAACAAUCACAAGGCACUUAAAGCAUUAUUGAGGUCUCUGGUGGAUCUUCAGGAUGAACUGCUUUACCAGCAUCCAGACACGAGGCACCUGGUAGAUGGGAAAAAAACCAAAGCAGAGAGUGAGGAGGAAAUUUCCAGUGAAGAGGAGGGACAGCAGCAGCAGCGGAGGAAAGGGCCACCUAAGCGGAAGCUAGAGAUGAGCGACUACCCUGACUUCAUGGCAAAACGCUUUGCUGACUUCACAUCCUAUCGUAACCGGAUGCUGCAAAAAUGGCACGACAAAACCAAAUUGGCCUCUGGCAAGCUGGGAAAGGGUUUUGGAGCCUUUGAGCGCCCAAUCCUGACUCAGAUAGAUCAUAUUCUGAUGGACAAAGAGAGAUUACUUCGGCGGACGCAGACUAAGCGCUCUUUGUACCGUGUUCUUGGCAAGGCCGAGCCAGAAGUCCAGCCUAUCCCUGACAGUGUGCCAGGACAGCAGGAGAUUUUGCCUCAGGCUCCAGCCAACGCUCACUUGAAGGACCUGGAUGAAGAGAUCUUUGAUGAUGAUGACUUUUACCACCAGCUUCUGCGAGAACUUAUAGAACGGAAGACCAGUUCCUUGGAUCCGAAUGAUCAGGUGGCAAUGGGCAGGCAAUGGCUGGCUAUUCAGAAGUUACGGAGUAAAAUUCACAAGAAAGUGGAUAGGAAAGCCAGCAAAGGAAGAAAACUCCGGUAUCAUGUCCUUAGUAAGCUGCUGAGCUUCAUGGCACCUAUUGACCAGACUACAAUGAAUGAUGAUGCCAGGACGGAGCUGUUUCGAUCCCUUUUUGGCAGAGUCACCCCUGCUGAAGAAGAUCAGCAGAAUUAGCACCCUUUCCCCCCAUCAUCCUUACCCCAAGCCCCCAAUCCGGCCCUGUGACUUCCCUUCCGUGUGGAUGCCCUGGAGAGACAAGAGAUUCCCAGUUGCCCCGAACCACAACCCAGUUGACUCCCGGCGUUGACCCCCAGCAGAGGUGAUGGUGGUACCCAACCUUCCUCCGAGAGGCGAAGUUAAGGUGGGAGCUGGCUGAGUCCCAGGGAAGGACCACCGCCUUGGGCACGAUCUCAGGGAGCCCCGUGACCCCCGGAUCGCAGAGAGCUGGGCGCCUCGCUUCUAGGCCUCAGUUGCUUCGGGUGUCCGAGGACUUCCUGAAAAUGCACAGUGGACACUGUUACUCCGUUUGGUUACCGUUGUGUGAAGCUGAUAAUAAACGUUUGGUGAGCACCGGUA
Messenger RNA from Tachyglossus aculeatus (Australian echidna), 2095 nucleotides. RefSeq names its product apoptosis antagonizing transcription factor (gene AATF). Gene Ontology annotation, cellular component: nucleus; nucleolus. Bases 11 to 1693 code for a protein of 560 amino acids. NCBI's taxonomy places the organism in Eukaryota, Metazoa, Chordata, Mammalia, Monotremata, Tachyglossidae. Gene Ontology annotation, biological process: regulation of transcription by RNA polymerase II. The record is from RefSeq and is a predicted model, not a curated record. The transcript has 12 exons.